AUGAAUGUGCACUCUAAAACUCGGGACAGUGCUAAAACUUCCACGAGAUAUUCCUUCGAUAAUGUAAGAGAAAGAACUGUUCACUUGAUCAGGGCAUGUGUGGUUAUCAUGCAAGCUUGUCAAAAUGAAAUGCCUGAAUCGUAUGAUGUUAGUCUACGAUUGUAUUAUAAUGAAGAUGCACCAGAAGGCUACCAAGCCCCUGGUUUCCUGACCACUGGUGAGGAACAGGACCAUUUAGAGCAGACGUUACCAGAAACAGUGAAGCUAGGAUGGGUGGAGACGCCGUUUCAUAGGAUCACGGCCCGCACUUAUAUCAGGGAGAAUAUGGGCUCCAGCCAUGAUGCUAUCUCUGAAUUAUUAUUAUUUUAUACCAUAGGUUCUGCUAUGAAGAGUGUUUCGGACUCGAGUGAGGUGCGAGUUCAGUGUCCGUGUAAUAAACACGAUCUUGAUGAAACGAACCAUGCCAUACUUACUUGCCAGUACUGCAACACGCAACAACAUGCAGCAUGUUUUGGCCUUACACGUGAGAAUGCGUGUAAAGUACAACGCCAUUGUUGCACUGAAUGUUCUGAUAUGGAUCCUAGUAGGCAGCCCACUGACCAGCGACUGGCAACCCUCACCAUCAAGAAGCGAGAAUGCCUCUGCAUAUUCCGACGUACAAUUGAAUGGUGUUGCCACGUGGCCACCAUAGGAGCGCAGGAUCUAGCCGACAAGUUCGCGCUGUCACCCGUGAACGCGUCCAAACUAAUGAAGCUGUUACAUUCACAUGGUAUUAUUAAUCAGGGAUCUGAGUCUGAUCUCAUUUCACCGUGCGAAAUAAUCCCGGACCAAUUAAAGUCGGUUAUGAGCAAAUUCUUCCAACAAGAAGAGACAGACUUGGUAGACAGGUUGAUUGCCGAAACUUUAUCUCAGAGCAGCCAACCCGACCCAAUAGGAGAGGUCCUUAGUCCUAUGGAAAAGGUAAACUUACAGAAUGCUACCACACUUGGUAGGAUUAUAGAACCAGAACAAAUACAGAUUGUCGAAGACGAGACUUUAAAAGAAUAUAGGAAUGCAAUAAUGCGUGACGUGGAUAACGAAGAAGGGUUACCUUUAAGUGGUAGUCAUAAUCCUGUCAAUGUGGAAGACUUGGGUAAAAGAACGGGUAAAAGGAAGUUGGAUACGUCUAAAAAGUCGGGAGUCCGUACUAAAAGGGCUAGAGCUUCUCACGAUUAA
Molecule: messenger RNA, 1215 nt
Organism: Spodoptera exigua (beet armyworm)
Lineage: Eukaryota; Metazoa; Arthropoda; Insecta; Lepidoptera; Noctuidae
Source: the annotation of a GenBank genome assembly